Messenger RNA from Adineta ricciae, 921 nucleotides. The record is from the annotation of a GenBank genome assembly. NCBI's taxonomy places the organism in Eukaryota, Metazoa, Rotifera, Eurotatoria, Adinetida, Adinetidae.
AUGAAAUAUAGCCUGCGAAAAUCAUUUAAUUCUCGUCGACGUAAGGAUAUUACUGGUGAUGAUGAUCAAAUUAAUCCGCGAAAUGACCAUGUAGUCACAAGUUCGAAUUCGCAUCUGGUGAAAUCCAAACAAUCGAAAGGUUUCCUACGACGACGUCGCUAUUCAGCCUCACCGCCGCGUUCAUCAUCGCCAAAUCGAAACAAAACCAAAACCAGUGAACACCCGUAUAAUAACCACAUCAAUGACGAGGACGAUGAUGACGACCCAUUUUCAACUUCAGUAAAUUCCAAUCCUCGUCUUCGACCGUUUGACAAACUAACCGAUCAAAUUCGAAAAUCAUUUCGAAAUACUUUAACACGACAACGUCCACGAUUGGAAAGCAACAAUUCAAAUAAACGAUUGAUAUUCAAAAGCAACGAUGAAAAUCAUCCAGUCAAUCUACUUAUCUCGCCAAUCUCAACAGGUUUGACAUCACCAAUUACUUUACCAGCAGAAAAAACAACCGAUACAUCAGAUAACACCAAACUUCCUCCAAAACGACGAAAAGCUCCAUUAGCACCAACGCAUAUGAAUCAAUCGAAAUCAGUGCCCAAUCCUGAGUGCUCUACACUUAACAUAACUGAUCAACAAGAGUCUGGCUAUAUUUCAUCUCCAAACGAUUCGCAAACAAAGAAAACCAAAUUUAAUCGGUCGUUUCGUGCGCAAAUAUCCCUUCUGUUUAAAAAGCGUCAUGCAAAACAACAACAAAUUGUAAAUUGUCUCGACGACGAUCUUGAUCAUCAGCACCAUGACGAUCAAGAUGACGCUCCGGAUAAAAAGCAAACUUUUGCUCAACGAUUCGAUACAUUAAGACGCUCCUUACAUCUUGGCAAACGAAAUUCGUUGAAGAAAGGUACGAAUUAUUUACUUUCGAAUGAAUAA